CCGUACAACUCAGUCAACACUCGUAUCCUCGUCCAUCACACCGCCCACGUCGCCACAAUGUCCGAGCAGCCUUACGACCCCUACAUUCCAUCUGGCCAGACCGGCGGCGCCAGCAGAGAUGGCAACCAGCGUACUGCUGCCCUUCAAGCCGUACGUCGUGCCCAAAAUACUGCAACGCACGUGCACACAGCGACUGACAUACUGUGCAGGNAAAUCGACUCGACCGUCAACGUCAUGCGCAACAACAUCAACAAGGUCUCGGAGCGUGGCGAGCGCCUCGACAGCCUGCAGGAUAAGACCGACAACCUGGCCGUCUCGGCGCAGGGCUUCAGACGCGGUGCCAACAGAGUCAGAAAGCAGAUGUGGUGGAAGGACAUGAAGAUGAGAAUGUGCCUGAUCAUCGGCAUCAUUCUCUUGCUCGUCAUCAUCAUCGUCCCCAGUGUCGUCGCAACAAAACAUCACUAA
Molecule: messenger RNA, 465 nt
Organism: Aureobasidium vineae
Lineage: Eukaryota; Fungi; Ascomycota; Dothideomycetes; Dothideales; Saccotheciaceae
Source: the annotation of a GenBank genome assembly